AUGUCCAAUUAUACUACCUGCAACAUCCUUCAAAUUGAAACAAAACAGUGACUCCACGCUGCCGCUUGGCGGCAGAAAUAGACAUUGGGUCGUACCUACGACUACCCAAGCGGACUCUCACAUAUGAGAGACCUACAACCAGUAAUACUACUUUCCCUUUCUAUCUGAUUCUUCAAAUCGCCAAUAACUCUUAAAUCCGCUUCCAUCUAUGCUAUAUUUUAACGUCUUUGAUAUGACAUUUUAUUAAGUACUUGAAUAAUUUUAUUAAAUAAAUCAUCGUUCCAAAAUCGGGCAUAGGUUCCCCUUUUCAAGUUUAGUUUUUUUACAAGUUCAAUGUUGUAUUUUAUAAAUCUUUAGUGACACUAAUAUACAUUAUUCGAUUUGUACUCAUAUAAUGAUGUCCAUAUAUACGACCUGAUUAUUUUCCGUUGUUGAUUAACAACUGUCGCUAGACGACACUUCACGUUUCUCGGUCUAAUAUCUGGCAUGAAUAAAUAAUAUAAAUGGCAUAGCAAUUACUGGGUACGGUUCGUUUAAAAACAGACUCGAAGGACCCUGUUAAAAUUAUAAAAACCAUGGAAAUAAAAUUUGCUUCUCCAAAACGUAUAAUACAAUUAAACAAAUAUAUUCACAAAUAUCCAAUCUAGGUAAGCCUUAUCACGAUGAUUUUUUGUACUAGCGCCACAAUAAUAUAUUGACGGCGUGAGAAAUUAAAUUUAAGUUUAUUUAAUCCGAUCGAACAACGCAACAAACUAUUUAAAUGAGUGCGUGCGCCAAAUGUUGAUAAGGGACCGCGGUCUGUUCUUAUUAAUUAAAUAUAUUAAAUACAAGGAAACAGGGACAAAGAACUGCGUCAGUAUUCAUUGUAGAGUCACUUCGUGGAAUCGUACCCACAUUGAAAUUUAGUUGCCAGUUAUUUGUUAGCGUUUUAUAACUGUUACAUUUGACUACAAGUGUGCGUCGUGGCCCAGAGCCCCAGCCCACGCCAUGCAACUGUAUGUGACGCUCGCGUGUACAUUGAUACUGUGCGCGGCCGAGAGGGAAGGCGGCGCCAGUGCCACGCCCGCCAAUCUCAGCCUGGCCAGCCCUAGAGACUCCAGUGGUCCGAUUGGACCGCUAUGCUCUAAAUUCGCCAACACGACUAUCCCCCGUCCUCACACAGAAGGUAUCAUCAGCGUUUAUGGCGAGAGGCGCGACGUGGCGGUGUACUGGAGCGAAGGGCCGGCCCGCGCUGCUGCCGCGCUGUUGCUCGUCACUCUACGAUACAAGCUACGCUACACACGUAUACACCUCAUUGAGGGGCCGCUGGACCUAUGCCAGUUCACCACUAAUAUAAAUAAUCAAUGGAAAGCGAACAAAACCGAAAUAUUUUUGACGGUGGCCCCGACAGUGGCGUGGAACUCAAGCGACACGUGCCCCUCGUGGGUGGACUGCUACCCUCCGACGGACGGGUUCUGCGGGCUGGGUGGCCCGUCGCUAGUAGUAAUGGGUGCGGCGGCCGCGCCGGUGCGCGUGCGUACGUACGUGCGCUGGUCCGCGCAGGCGCGUCUGCUGCCCGAAUGCCAGCAUGCUACAUCUGGGAUUUUCUACUCCAAUAUCACCGUGCUUAAUCUCUGUUCAUUCCUUUCCGGCAAUCAGCAUUCGGGUAACGUCACUAUGUACACGAUUGCAACCGAGAAGGGAGCGCUCGAAGAAUGCAUCAGCUUCGCGACGGAUCUGAAGCGUGUAAAUCUCAAGAAUCGCACAACACUUAAGAAGUUGGUGAAUGACGCACCCGGCUCCUUCCUGUUCCACGACUGGGACAUGUGGCAACACGUUCCCGGCGUGGAAGCGUUGAGUGACUGGUGCGCUAGUCGCCGCUUGUCGCCCGAUCGGGACUCGGAGCCGGUGGGCGUGCGCGCCAUCCACGAGUCGCUGUUCAAAUACGCGCCGCCACUGUUACGCUUUACUCAGCAUUUUGUGCCGGAGCCGAAUGAUCUGCGUGAGGUUCUUGAACUCGAAGCAAGCCGGAACGAUGACAAAAUAGAGGAAGCAGCCUGCGACUGGGCGAACAAUAAUCCGAAACGUCUUCAACAGUGGCUCAAACGAACGAAGCGAUUCGAUCACUCGAUGUUGGCAAUUGUAUGCAAAGAAGACCCGCUUCAAGGUCUCGACGUGUAUCGUAAUAUAACAAUAUUCAUGGGCAAAGAGUUGUGGAAAGUCUCAAAGCUUUCCGAAUUUGGUGUAAAUGUAUACCUAGAAGCUGUCAAUUGUUCACAACCCGAGGAAGCUGGAAUGAAAUUCAAACAUUUUAUGGACUCAACGGAGUCGUACCGCGCGAUCGGUGUGGUAGCGGCAAGAGAGAGCGCAUUGAUACUCGCCAAGGAGGCUGACAUGGCCCACAUGCCGCUCGUCGUGUACGAUGUCAAUACUGAGGGCGCACAUGCCUCUGUCGGCCACCUUGGGGACCUCGCCGCCGCUUUCAUUAAGUUCUUCCAAGAAAAUAAUUGGAAUAGAGUGGCCGUUCUCUCAGAGUCGACUUCAAUCGCUGAGGAGCUGGUGAGGCAUCUCGAGGACAGGCUCUGUAUCUACAACAUAGAAAUGAGUUCCAACAAGACUGAACUUGCGCUGCGUAAGCUUGAAGCACGGCGAGCGCGGGUGAUCCUAUUAAACAUGGAAAUAGGUGCGGCGGAAGCGGUAUUGAAUGAGGCGUCCCGCCUCGGCAUGACGCCGGCUAACAAGUACGCAUGGGUAGCGCGCGAGUGGAAGAGCGCGCCGCUGCCGGCCGGCAUGAGCGUGUUCACGGUGUCGUUCAGCUGCAAUCGUGGCGGCCAAGCGGUCGAGAAUACGUCGCUGCGCCUAUAUUUCGAGACGCUGUGGCAGGACGCAUGGCCGGCGCGCGCCGUCUCGUAUGUUGACGCACUGCUUACUAUCGUACAUGGCUUUGUCACCUUAGUACGCGACUACCCGCAGUAUAGAAAUGAUCACAACGGGCAGAAAGCUUUAGAAUGCUUUUGGAAAGGGCUCGAGAAAAUAAACGCAUCAGGUGUGUGUCAACAACUCCGUUACAAGGGCACCGCACUCGCCGAGCCGCUCGUGUUCAUCGACGAGUGGGUCGAGAGCAAGCCCAUGCUCCUGGCUGAGUGGCGCAUACGCCACGGUAAGAUUGUUAACAUAACAACGUAUCGCCAAGCUUAUCCACACGGGCGCCCAGUUCACGACGGAAGCUCCAGAUGCAUUGUGCAGUCGGGCAACUGCUUUACUCCUGAUUGCCACGACGUCAACAUUGCGUUAGGUAGCAUCGCCUUGGUGGCUACACUCUUGUUCGUGCCGUUCGUCGUGCAGCUAGCACGUCGCGCUUAUCGGCAGCGGCUCGACAAGAUAAAGUCCGAGUUGGGCAGGAGUUGGCUCAGUCAUCGUGAACAAAAGUCGCAAGCGCUGGCGAGCUAUCUGGUACCGCGUGAACAUCUCGAACUGCGCGAGGAGCUCGGCGCGGGUCGCUCGGGUCGGGUGCACCUGGCAUUGCUGCGCUCGCCUGGGCGUACGUUACGAGCCGUCGCCGCAAAGUCGCUACGCAACGACGCCGCGCCCUCAGAGGAAGGAGAGUUCCUGCGCGAGGCGUGCACACUGGUUUCCCUUGACCAUGAACACGUGGUGCGACUCGUGGGCGUCUGUAUCGGGGACCCGCUACUUGUUUUAAUGGAACAUGCGUUUUUCGGAGACUUAUUACGUUACCUACGCGCCAGACGGCACCUCGCAGAGGGUGCGGACAUUGAAGCGAGCUCAGAGGGAGGCGACAUCGGUUCCGAGGAGGCGGCUCACGUGUCCGCCGAGGCGCUGACGCGGCUCGUGCGCGAGGCGGCCGCGGCGCUCGCGUACCUUGCGCACCGCGGACUUGUUCACCGCGACGUGCGAGCCGCUAACUGCCUAGUGGAUUCGCGUCGCUCAAUCAAGCUGGGCGAUUUCGGCAUGGCGCGCGAGACGAGUGAAGCGGGGGCAGACGGCGCGGCGGAGUACGCAUGUCGUCGUCGAGGCAUGUUCCCAGUGCUGUGGAUGGCGCCGGAGAGUCUGGAGCGCGGCGCAUUCUCAGCCGCGUCGGACGUGUGGGGGCUUGGUGUGCUCGCGUUCGAGGUGGUGACGCUGGGCGCGCGUCCGUACGGCGCGUGCCCUCCGCUGCGUGUGCUGCAGCUGGUUACCGCGGGCGGGAGGCCGCGACUACCGUUGGACGCAACAGCGCAGACGCGCGGGGUGACGAACGCGUGCUGGCGGCGCGUGGCGCGGGAGCGGCCCACGGCCUCCGAGCUGGUAGCGUACCUGGCGGAGCACCCGCGCGCGCUGCAGCCGGCGCUGGCUCUCGACUACGAUGAGCCGGACGUGGACAGCGGCUAUGGCGAGCCUGACGUUGCAGAUUCCCCGGACAUCUUUGACGGGCCCUCGCCAGAUUCUGCCACUGCUUUUUUUCCAGCCUAGUGCAGUACUCACCGCUUAAACGAACGACUCAUUCAAAUAAUAUUAGAGUAACGAAUACAAUCACGUAUAAUACAUUUUAAAGUUAUGUAUUAAGUAUGUACGCAAGGAAGUUUCAUAGAGAACCCAAAUAUUAUAUCAUAUCCAGCUUUUGCUCGCGGCUUCGGUCCUGUGAAAAAGUUUAUCCGGGAUAAGUCCCGGUUUAUCUUUUCUCGAGAUAAAAAGUAGUCUACAGCACUCAAGAGUAACGUAGUUUCCUAUUAAUGAAGAAUUGAAAUGUCUAAAAUUGAUCGUUUAAACAAACAUAAAAACUCUUUAGCCUUAUAUAACACUAGAUUUUGUUCACGGCUUCACCCACGUGAAAGAAUUUUCCGGGAUAAAUGUCUCGCUGUACAUUUUCCUGGGAUAGGAAGUAGCUUAAUAUGUCCUUUAACAGAGUUUUAAACUAUGUAACUAACUAAUCAAAUUAAACCUGAAUCUGUUGGGUAGUUUUUGAGUUUAUUGCGUUGAGAUAGGCAGACAGAUGCGACGGGCGACUUUCUUUUAUAAUCAUUUUUUUAGAACUUUUUGAGUUACAAUACCGCCAUACAUUGUUGUUGCGUAACUUUAACCGAUUACGCAGCUCAUGCAACGGAAGGUCUUUAAAGGAAUAAAUUUUUCGACGUUUUU
Manduca sexta (tobacco hornworm) is the source of this 5115-nucleotide messenger RNA. RefSeq lists its product as uncharacterized. The transcript is spliced from 5 exons. Gene Ontology annotation, cellular component: signaling receptor complex. Gene Ontology annotation, biological process: positive regulation of kinase activity; protein phosphorylation; cell surface receptor protein tyrosine kinase signaling pathway. Gene Ontology annotation, molecular function: transmembrane receptor protein tyrosine kinase activity; ATP binding. The coding region runs from base 988 to 4449 and encodes 1153 amino acids. The record is from RefSeq and is a predicted model, not a curated record. NCBI's taxonomy places the organism in Eukaryota, Metazoa, Arthropoda, Insecta, Lepidoptera, Sphingidae.